This is a messenger RNA of Polyodon spathula (Mississippi paddlefish), 3857 nucleotides long. Its product is annotated as elongation of very long chain fatty acids protein 6-like. Gene Ontology annotation, molecular function: fatty acid elongase activity. The coding region runs from base 171 to 971 and encodes 266 amino acids. Lineage: Eukaryota; Metazoa; Chordata; Actinopteri; Acipenseriformes; Polyodontidae. The transcript has 4 exons. The record is from RefSeq and is a predicted model, not a curated record. Gene Ontology annotation, biological process: very long-chain fatty acid biosynthetic process; fatty acid elongation, polyunsaturated fatty acid; fatty acid elongation, monounsaturated fatty acid. Gene Ontology annotation, cellular component: endoplasmic reticulum membrane; endoplasmic reticulum.
GGAGAGUCCUCCUUGUCAAGAAGGCGGAUGCCGGCUGGAAGAGAGGGACAGAAAGGCUCCAGCAUCAAGAGCAAUGCGAGAUCAAGGAUAGAGCUAAGGCUAAGUGAGAUAAGAGAUUCCAGGUUAAAUAAAAAGACGGUUUUACUGCAGAUUCUUGAUUCUGUCUUCUCAUGAACAUGUCAGUCCUGGCUUUGCAAGAAUACGAAUUUGAAAGACAGUUUAACGAGAAUGAAGCCAUUCAAUGGAUGCAAGAAAACUGGAAGAAGUCAUUCUUGUUCUCUGCUCUCUACGCUGCUUUUAUAUUUGGUGGCAGACACCUGAUGAAACAGCGUGAAAAGUUUGAAUUACGAAAACCUCUAGUGCUCUGGUCAAUGAGCCUUGCAGUCUUUAGUAUUUUUGGUGCUGCCCGCACAGGGGGAUUUAUGGUGUAUAUCCUGAUGACCAAAGGGCUAAAGCAGUCCGUUUGCGAUCAGAGUUUCUACAACGGACCAGUCAGCAAAUUCUGGGCUUAUGCAUUUGUGCUAAGCAAGGCUCCUGAGCUAGGAGACACAAUCUUCAUUAUACUGAGGAAACAGAAGCUCAUCUUCCUGCACUGGUACCACCACAUCACUGUGCUCCUCUACUCCUGGUACUCGUACAAGGACAUGGUGGCCGGGGGGGGCUGGUUCAUGACCAUAAACUACCUGGUGCAUGCAGUCAUGUACUCCUACUACGCCUUGCGAGCAGCUGGCUUCCGGGUUUCCCGCAAGUUUGCCAUGAUCAUCACCCUCACGCAGAUCACCCAAAUGGUGGUGGGCUGCGUAGUCAACUACCUGGUCUUCUCCUGGAUGCAGCAAGGGCAGUGUCCGUCACAUGUGCAGAACAUUGUGUGGUCCUCCCUCAUGUACCUCAGCUACUUUGUGCUCUUCUGCCAUUUCUUCUUUGAGGCGUAUGUCCACAAGAGCAAAAAAAACACAGGCAAAGUUGAUUAGAACUGAGGAAAAGGACCCAAUUCAUAGCUCAGGGGCUGGAGGUGAUUUAUGCAUCACAGGGAGGGAGGGGGGGGAGGUUGAAUGUUGUCGUUAAAAUGGAGCGUGGAAGCAUAUCUGCCAAAGCUUACACAUCACAGCCUGCCCAACAGCAAGCUUGGUUUAACCCAGUAAAUGUGUGAACCUUUACUUUUCAAGGUUUAAGGACUCUUGUGUUAUCUACACUAAAAAAAAUGAUGAGCAAAUAAUGGACCAAUAAUGAAAGAUGCUUGUCAGUACUAACUAGCGCUGCAAAUUAAAGAAAAGUCAUGAAAUUAUAUCCCUGGGGGGGGGGGGGGGGGGGGGGGGAUUUCUGAUGCAGUUUUUAUUUUGUUUCAAUUCCUCCCCUCCCCCUAUGAAGCAAAUUUUAGAUGUGUUGAAAGGAAUAUAGGUAAUAACACCUAUAAGUGAGGUAAAUUUAUGGUUACAUGCUUUUUCAUCUACACAGGAACCCUUCUGAUGUUAAUUGUGUGGAAAUAUUGAAAUGCAAUGUGACUAUUGCAAACUUCUUAACCUUCAUUUAAUUGGGCUUAUUACUUUGGAGAUAUUCCGCAAUAUUGUCUAUUUUCAACACAUUUUGUAGUAUUGAUUUUAAUCUGACUAAAAUAUUAAUACUAAACUGUGCUAUCCCUUUUAAAAAUAUUUUAAGUUGUAUGAUCAAAAUAACAUAACCAAUAAUGAAGAUAAUCUCAAAUUGAAAUUAUCCCAAAAGGGAAACCACCAUUUACUACUGCGGCAUCUGCCUUUUUUAAAAUUUUCUUUUUACUUCUCUGCUUCAUUUACAGUUACACAACACGUGGAAGUAAUGGCCUUUCACACAGACAAUAUAGUCCACAGAGUUACUAUAGUAUAUAUGUAAGAUGCAGUACUGAAUUCCUAUUUUGAAAGAAAAAAAAACAGUAUGAAAUAAAAAUGGGAGAGGUUAGCGGAACUUCUAACAAAUUGACAGUUCAAUUGACCUUUUUAAAACUAUUCUAAGGUACUGACACUAGAAAGUCAAUAGUACAAAUGGCGAUGAACUGAUAAGCAAUGCAGUCAGCUGUUGUGAUGCUUUUGAUUAUUACUUAAGCCAGAAAUGUGGCUAUACAGUAUUUAAAAAAAAAAAAAAAAAACGGUGUUUAGCUUUAAAAUUACCAGCCAAGGAUAACGAAGGAAGGCUAUGCCCUGUUAUUAAAAUAAAUAAAUAAAAAUUGUGGGAGGGGUGGGUUAUUAGUUAACAUAUCAAAUAUUGUUUGUAGUAAUUCGUACAACCAGAAGUAUUAUCUUAUGCACUAUUUACAUUAAAUGUGUUGGAUAACGUUUAGGUAGGUAGUAAGCAAAACACCGAUUCCAUUGUUUAAGUGGGGGAAACUUUACAGUCUUAUUGUAUUUUAAUUUCAUUUUAUCUAAGAGCCCUUUGAUACAUUAGUUCUUCACAGGGCAGAGUCUUUCUUUAACCAUACCUAGGUCUGAGUUCUUUUUAUUUUUGUCUAAUAUACACACACUGUCAAGUACGUUAGUUUGUGCACCUUCAAAAAGUCAUAUACCCUUGAGGUAGAUUAAAUGCAUGGCUAGUUUGUUAGUUAGGUAGCAGCUUGAAUCUGCUGAAUCUAAAUACAGCUAACCAUAUCUGCUAAUGAAAGAAACUUCCACCCUUGGUAGCAUCCCAGAGUUUAACCUCAUAGUUCAAGAAACCAAAAAAAGUACAGUAGUUUCCUAGUGUUAUUAUGUGCUUUUAUGAUGUGAUUACUUGAUGUAAGUGUUGUUAAGAGGUUAGAUAUCAUAAACCUGUUGUUUUUAUUAAGAGCAAAUGUUUAGACAUUUUAAAUAAAAAAAUAAUUAUUACACAAUACUAUUCUUUACAGUGACGUGCACAGGAAAUCGACGUAACAGAAGCACAUAUAAAAAUCUGGAUAUUAUUGUAUGUAACCUAUGAAUAGAAAUUUGCUCAAAGAACAUAUAUAUUAUCCUGAAUCAACCCUACAUUUUAAAGAAAUGUUUGCAAACAACAAUUUAGAGGGACAUAAUGUGCUGCUAUAAAAUAUAUUUUACAUUGAAGGCUUUUCUAAAAAGAUACAAGGACUGUGUGAUUUCGAUUGAUUGAUUGAUCGUCCAGGGCCUAUUCCACUGACUUAAAAAGGGACGUGUAAAACACCAUAUGAAAAAUGAAGUAUAAAUUCUGCUAGUUUAGUAAGAAUGUCAGUCAGAGUAUUGCUAGCCUAUGAAUUUUCCAGUUUCUGAGUACUGCUCAUGGAGAACUGUUUGAGUGGCUCGGUCUGUCUGUACCACUGUUGCCAUCCAUGCAAAGACUGGAUAUGUCUGUACAUUAGAAGACAAUGUAUCGCAUUAUUUGAAAGUAUUCUGAAUGCACCAUAUUAUCAAUCCUUGCCCAUUAUAGGCAAACCAGUUGUGAUUAGCUGUGUACUACAGCACUGAAUUAAUGAGGUAAUACAGUAACUAUUUUAUAGAGAUUUUGUGUGUGUGUGUGCACAACCCAAUCUCACUGGAUGCUUUUUCGUUCACAAGGAAAGCACUGUAUUAUGCUGUAACAUUCUAUGAAGUUUUUCCUGAGGAUUGCUUUUUUUACAGUAAUUUUGUAACAGUUAUGUUGGAGCGUACAGACAAAGUCCCUGCUUACCUGUCUAAAACAUUCACCCACACAAACCUGUGAUAUGGCAGCUGUUAAAUCUUGCACUCACCGUGUACCCAUUUGUUCAGGCUAAUUGUGUCUUUGUUUUGUCUGUUUCACUUUGUUCUGUGUAUUAGCUGCACGUUCAACAUCGUAAUGGAUUAACACCCCUGUUUACCUGUAGACAUUGGAUUCUAUUUGUCAGCCUGUAUCAUUAAAAUACAUUCUCAAAUAACAAAAAA